GAUGGGCGGGGCCAAGGGCCAUUGUAUAUAAGAGGGCCCAGCCGCGCGGGGUCUCCAAUCUGCCAUUUUCUGUCCCUGAGUGGGUCCUUGGCGUCCCAAAUCGCCUGUUAUCUCACAGGCUCUGUUCCGUUCGCUGGUUCGCCACCUCAGGGGAACGAUGGCCACAGAGUCCACAGCCGCUGCCGCCGUCGCCGCGGAGCUGGUUUCUGCUGACAAAAUUGAAGAUGUUCCUGCUCCUUCUACAUCUGCAGAUAACGUGGAGAGUCUGGAUGUGGAUAGUGAAGCUAAGAAAUUACUGGGUUUAGGACAGAAACAUCUGGUGAUGGGGGAUAUUCCAGCAGCUGUCAAUGCAUUCCAGGAAGCAGCUAGUCUUUUAGGUAAGAAGUAUGGAGAGACAGCUAAUGAGUGUGGAGAAGCCUUCUUUUUCUAUGGGAAAUCACUUCUGGAGUUAGCAAGAAUGGAGAAUGGUGUGUUGGGAAACGCCUUGGAAGGUGUGCAUGUGGAAGAGGAAGAAGGAGAAAAAACAGAAGAUGAAUCUCUAGUAGAAAAUAAUGAUAACAUAGAUGAGGAAGCAAGGGAAGAGUUGAGAGAACAGGUUUAUGACGCCAUGGGAGAAAAAGAAGAAGCCAAAAAAACAGAAGACAAGUCUUUGGCAAAGCAUGAAAUUGAUAAAGAACAGGAGAGUGAAAUGGAGAAGGGUGGAAGAGAAGAUAUGGAGAUAAGUGAAUCUGCAGAGGAGCCACAGGAAAAAGUUGACUUGACUCUAGAUCGGUUAACUGAAACCUCUGAAGAGGCAAGAGGAGCAGCACCAGAAGGACCGAAUGAAGCUGAGGUCCCUUCUGGGAAGCCAGAACAGGAAAUACCAGAUGCUGAGGAAGAACAGUCAGUUUCUGGAACUGAUGUCCAGGAGGAGUACAGAGAAAAAGGAGGUCAGGAGAAGCAGGGAGAGGUAAUUGUAAGCGUAGAGGAGAAGCCAAAAGAAGGUUCAGAAGAGCAGCCUAUGGUGACUGUAGAAAAGCAGGGCACUGCAGUGGAGGUAGAAGCAGAGUCUUUAGACCCGACAGUCAAGCCAGUGGAUGUGGGCGGGGACAAGCCAGAGGAGGAGGUAGUUACCUCUGAAAAUGAUGCAGGAAAGGUAGUUCUUGAGCAGCUGGUAGGUCAAGAAGUGCCAUCUGCUGAAGAGUUGCCAGAGGUGACAACAGAGGCUGCAGAGGCCUCAGUUGUAGAGGUUGGAUCAGAAGUCUCUGAAAAGCCUGGGCAGGAGGCUACAGUUGUCCCUAAAGAUGGUGCAGUCAAUGGACCGUCAGCUGUAGGAGAUCAGACUUCUGUUGAACCACAGACUUCUAUAGAAAGACUGACAGAAACAAAAGAUGGCUCAGGACUAGAGAAGGUCAGGGCAAAGCUGGUUCCUAGUCAGGAGGAGACUAAGCUGUCUGUAGAAGAGUCUGAGGCAGCUGGAAAUGGGGUUGAUACCAAGGUAGCCCAGGGAGCUACUGAGAAAUCACCUGAAGACAAAGUUCAGAUAGCUGCUAAUGAAGAGACACAAGAGAGAGAAGAACAGAUGAAAGAGGGUGAAGAAACUGAAGGCUCAGAAGAAGAUGAUAAAGAAAAUGAUAAGGCUGAAGAAAUGCCAAACGAUUCAGUCCUUGAAAACAAGUCUCCUCAGGAAAAUGAAGAGGAGGAGAUUGGGAAUCUAGAGCUUGCCUGGGAUAUGCUGGAUUUAGCAAAGAUCAUUUUUAAAAGGCAAGAAACAAAAGAAGCCCAGCUUUAUGCUGCCCAGGCGCAUCUUAAACUCGGAGAAGUCAGUGUUGAAUCUGAGAACUAUGUACAAGCUGUGGAGGAAUUCCAGUCCUGCCUAAACCUGCAGGAACAGUACUUGGAAGCCCAUGACCGUCUCCUUGCAGAGACCCACUACCAGCUGGGCUUGGCUUAUGGGUACAACUCUCAGUAUGAUGAGGCAGUGGCACAGUUCAGCAAAUCUAUUGAAGUUAUUGAGAAGAGAAUGGCUGUACUAAAUGAGCAAGUGAAGGAGGCAGAACGAUCAUCUGCUGAAUGUAAGAAAGAAAUUGAGGAGCUGAAGGAACUGCUACCUGAAAUUAGAGAGAAGAUAGAAGAUGCAAAGGAGUCCCAGCGUAGUGGGAAUGUAGCUGAACUGGCUCUGAAAGCUACUCUGGUGGAGAGCUCUACUUCAGGUUUUACUCCUAGUGGAGGAGUCUCUUCAGUCUCUAUGAUUGCCAGUAGAAAGCCAACAGACGGUGCUUCCUCAUCAAAUUGUGUAACUGAUAUUUCCCACCUUGUUAGAAAGAAGAGGAAACCAGAGGAAGAGAGUCCCCGGAAAGAUGAUGCAAAGAAAGCCAAACAAGAGCUGGAGGUGAAUGGAGGCAGUGGGGAUGCUGUCUCCAGUGGAAAUGAAGUUUUGGAAAACACAGAGGAGGCUGAGAAACAGGCUGAAAGCCGAGUGGCAGUGGAGGGGACAGUGGAGGCUGGCGCUACAGUUGAAAGCACUGCAUGUUAAGAGGGGGCAGAGCCUUCCUCCCAAGGGAAAGUGUUUUUGUAUAUAAUGUAUUUUUUCACUUUUGGAGGAUUCUUUUUGUAUAACUUCAAUAAAGAUUGUAAGCAAAGGUUGAGGCUUUGAUGUUUUUUUUCUUAAUUGACUGAAUCUGCCUUGGAGCACUCCUCGUUUUAUAUAGUAGCUAAAGGUUUUGUUUUGGCCUUCUGUACCGAUCUGUGUUGCAAGUCCUGAUCCCUAAUUCCUGUCUGUCUAACGUAGAGUUGAUUAAGUGUGGCUGUAGGCCUUUGUUUUCCAAUGGUGCUAUAUUUCUUUUGUUUUCAACUACUUCACUGAACCCAGCUGUCUUGCAACCUUCAGUGGUGCUGUCUCUGGAUGGGGGCUACAAAAACAAGACUUGGUGAAUAUCUUGCUCUUUGGUGCUGAAAAUGGAUAAUGGACUUUGGCUGUGAGCCAGGGUUAGGAUGGUACUUGUCUUACAUCCACCUCGUCUUCAACUGGGGCUAUAUUUCUGUCCUGGAAAACGAACUCUGAAGAAAACAUGGGUUGGGGGAAUGAUCCCUAAGGAAAACAGUUUACACUUGAGCUCUGGUUUGAAAGUACAAGGGACUGAUGGUGAUGGACAGUUCAGAUGUGGAUGGAAGAAUACGUGGGGAGGCUGGCUGGUUGAGUUUGUUAUUUUCUGUAUAUAGAGGUUGGAAUAUAUCAACACUUGGAAUUGUUACCCAUCUACAGAAUUGACUUCUCAAAUAAAGAUGCUAAAAAUCUCCUGGUCUGGAA
Messenger RNA from Saimiri boliviensis boliviensis (Bolivian squirrel monkey), 3289 nucleotides. It is a transcript of the gene NASP, whose product is annotated as nuclear autoantigenic sperm protein. NCBI's taxonomy places the organism in Eukaryota, Metazoa, Chordata, Mammalia, Primates, Cebidae. Gene Ontology annotation, biological process: DNA replication-dependent chromatin assembly; CENP-A containing chromatin assembly. Gene Ontology annotation, cellular component: nucleoplasm. Gene Ontology annotation, molecular function: histone binding. The record is from RefSeq and is a predicted model, not a curated record.